CUUGAAAUUUGUAAAGUGAAUCGUGAAUGAAAGUAGUGUCGUUUGUAAGAUUUUAAAAUUGUGUAUUAUCGGACCGAAAAGGUCUAUCUGGAAGCAAAAUUGCAUGCUUACUUGAUUAUUUAUCACAGCUGCCAUCAAAUUCAGUGAAACUGAUGUAAAGUUUGCACAAAAUGGAUCGAGUUUGGGCGAUAAAAAAUCGCCUUCAGUAAGACGAAAGUUUUUGCUAUUGCAGCACUUCUGCUGCACACAAGUAGCGCUAGCGAAGGCCCCAAUAUAGUAGGAAGGCGAUGAGAAAAAUGGUUUAUUUUUCUUCGUAGAUUGUCACCUAUUAACAUUUCCGGAUUUUUCCAUAGUGCUGUAAGAAUUUAACGUGAAAAAGAACUAGUAUUUGUGAGAAUUGCAAAGUGCACCGGGAAAAAUGGACCUUGGUGAAAGGUCGUCUUUUGUGUAGUUGUAGAAAAAAAGCAAGUGUUUCAGUGCGUAGGAAGGUGAACGUCGAACGCAGCGCGAGAGAAUAUUAUGAAAUGAACCUUCGGCAAUGGGGUCACAAACCUUGGAAAUUCUACGACAAGGCGUACUGGCCAGCUUGACCGGCGGAUGGUUCUACGACGUGCACCAGAAUGUGUUCUGCAAUGCAGUCCAUCUGUACAUCUGGUUGUUCCUGCUGUUCCUGCCUUUCAUCAUCUACAUGUAUUUUCCUACCACGGUGCUGGUAUGGAGCAUCUACUGCGUGUUGAUCGCCAUUAUCAUAAGCUUCUUCAAGUUCAUCAAUGUGGCGCUGCAUCGAAUGUACGACAAGGCACGAACCAUGUCCGACACGAACCUGAAGAAACCGGCGAAACCUGCCCGUGAAGCAUCCGGGGAUGACGAUGCCGGUAUUGAGAUGCAAAUCAUCCGAACGGCCGAAGUGGUGGAAACGCCUCCGGUGGAUAUGUCCUCGCGAACUUCGGUAGAGCGACACAGUGACGAAAUAAGCUGUGCCAACAGUGCAAUUUCCAUCGACUAUCAGGAGCAAGCUGCCAGCACGAUCGAUCUGAAAGUGGAUGUACAUCGGAAGAACAGUUCCGAGUCUAGUGACAGUAAUGGUGUUGGUAGCGGUUCAGCAGCGGAUGGACCCAGCAACGUUGGCAUAUUUUCAAAAGCCGUAGCACUCGGAUCGAUGGCACAAACACUACCGACGGAAACUGGCAAUAUGUCAACCCACAAGCGCUCCUUGAGUACACCCAAUCAAGGAAAGUCGUUGGAUUUGAACGCUGACAAUCAGGGCAGUGAUGGAAGGGAGAAAGCAUCGGUUGACGCAGAAGACGGUGCCGUCGGAGGCGAAACGACGAAAGAUGGUGGAAAAAAGAGUGCCACUCUGCGCAGACACCAAUACAAAUCGAAGCGGAAACAACGUUUCAUGAACAGCCAACUGCAACGACAAAUCUCUCUAGACUCGGAAAAAAUCGGCAUGGGUAUUGCGGAUGAAGCGGCCACCGGAAGUGCCCAGCUUCACAGACAUCUGAGUUCGGAUGAUCAAAACAACAAAUCAAACACCUCGCUGUUUCAUCAUCACCACCAUCACCAUCAUCUGCUAGCGCUACAGAAUCUCGAUCCCGAUCUCUAUAUGGAUCAUAGCUACACAAAGUCGGCAGUGCAGUUGGCGGUUGAAAAUAUUCCCGGAGAAACGACGAGCAAGAUCUACCAGCUGCAACAAUCAACCCCGAUUCGUCGGGAUUCGAAUAGCACAAUGUCGGCCCUGCAGUUACCGACCAUGGUGGGCAAUUCGUUCGGAGUAUCUUCGGGAAAAAAUAGACGUCAUUCGAAUGUGAAUGCGGCUGCUUCCGGGGUUCGUCCCUUACCACGGUCGCUGACGUCGGUUCGACGAAUUAAAAGUGCAGCACUGGAAACCUGUAGUCCGUCAUCGAUCUCUAAUUUGGCCCCGACUCAUCCGAACAGCGUCGAAGUGAUAGGGGGACAAACCUUGCGAAAUCCACAGCACACGGUAAUUCCUCCGCCUAGUAAAUGUCUUUCGCGGAAUCCACAUCUCAAUCUGUUUCCGAAAGCAAACGGAGAGAGCACCAUCGGGUUGAUGAUGUUGGCUUCGGUUGCGAAUGCCAACUCAUCGAAUGUUGAACCGGUUUAUCCGAUUGCAGAGCAAGCGGAUGAAAGCACUCCGGUAAAGAAUCAAUCCGAAAAACCUGACAAUUUUGAAUUAAAUUCCGACUCGGACAAUGCAGGUGAAAAUGAUGAUGAUGAUGAUGGUAAUGACAAUGAGGGCGACGAUGACGACGAUGAUGAUGACGAUGAGGAGGAUGAGGAUGACGAUGAAACUAUCGAUCGCCUUCGAGGGGUUGUCAGUGAAGGUGAAGGUGUUCAUACGAUUCACAUUCAUCGUCACCACCACCAUCACCAGUAUCCUGGCUCCUCCGCGAUAAGUCGACAGCAUUCUCAGCAAUCUAGCAAUCCACCUUCGCAGUCGCAGGCAUCACGCCAGGGCACCGGAACAGAGCUGGAGGAUGUCGAACAGGAUACUGAAUCGGAUCUCGAUCAGCCAGCACUUCAAUCGACUGAUUCCGACACGGAAAACAAUGCUGGUUCCAGAUCACCAUUGCUUGAGCCGCGAAACCGGGCCCCACCAGUGAUCGUGGAAGCUAAGAAUCCUUCCUGCAUCAUUCCUUUGUCUGAGUCUGACAUCGUAUCCAUGAAGCUACCGAAAUCAAUCGAAAUCAAAGCUAUCGAAAUGAUCAAAAAAUCCUCUACCAACACCAUCGAAGAUUCUCCGGUGAAGACAGGCUUCGAGGAAACCGGUGGUCCUUCGUCAAGCGAUUGGGAACAGGCGAGUGCCAGCUCCAAAGAUCUACUCAUUACGAAGGACCGUCCGGGACAACUGGGGAUGAGUGAAGGUGUUAUGACCAAAUCGGCAUCAGGUUCGGCGAACGAUUCAGUGCCUGGACUGGCGGCUAGUGGACAGAAUAAACAGCAAGACAAAUGGCUGGAGUAUGAUGGUGCCAUUGAUGGCGACGGGGUGGUUCCAUGGUUGCCCGGGAGGGAACCGAAAACGAUGGAAGAAAAUGCCCGAAAAGAGUUAGAACGCGAAAAAAGUGGAUCAACAUCCUCCGAUACAGCCGUUGCCAUCAGUCGCAACUUGGGUGCGAUUCCCAAGACCACUUCCAGUCGCAUAACGAACCGUCGAUUGAGUGCGGAAGAAAACUACCCCAGCACCAGCAACAAGAUCUACAACCGAACACUCUCGCAGCGACUGUCGGCGGAGCGCAUUCCGGAGAAUGCAACGGCUGCUCCGUUGAUUACCUUUCUGGACUAUCUGGUAGAAUGGGAGCCUCCGUCAUCGUGUUUCUCCGGUAACGGUUCACUUCCCGAACAGCAAAGCUCGAAUUUUACGACGUUUCGAAGGCCUAACACGUACAAUCCGGAACGAAGCUACCGACAGAUACAGUGCCGUUUGCGGAUGUCCCGAAGUAAACAUCCGGUGGUUUCGAUGGAACCAAACAGCGGCGGUGGAGCGGGAGGUCCAAGUGGCAGUAAUGGUGGAUCGUUUAUAGACGAUUACACCAACAAUUACAAUCACGGUAUGGAUUCAGUGGAUAAUACAACGAUGUUUAUCCGAAGCGUAGGUGGUUCCAGUUCCACGUUUCAUGAUCAAACAGAGGUGCCUUUAAAUUUAUUCGUAGACGAACCGGAACGCUGGGUACAGUUGAUUGAGCGAGCCACGAUAGAGGAUGCGAUCAAGGAAAGGAUGGCGAUAAGUCGUGGCGGGCCGGGUGGCGUUGGGCAUACGGGUGAUAAUAACAACACUAAGCUGAAUUCUUCCGGGAUCGAUAAAGCAAUGGCCCCGACGGAGUACAGUCUAUCGAGUGCACAAAGUGCAAUCGAUGUCGUACCGCGGUCGAUGUUUGGCGAACCGCAGAUACUACCAAAACGGUACUACAAAUUUUCCAUCAAUUUACUGUGCUUGAAGGAGGUGAACAUUUCGAUGAAUCGGUUGCAGCUGCUAGCAUUGUUCGAUCGCGAUACCAACUGGUUCCAAGUGGUGCUAUCGAUUGUGCUGUGUACGUUAGUAUCGCUGCUUGGUGCCACGGUUCUGUAUCUGAAGUUCUAUGAGGAUCUCUAUGCAUUUAUAUUUUGCUUUGUCAUUGCUGGUAGUCAGUAUUCUUUGCUGAAGAGCGUUCAACCUGAUGCUGCCUCGCCGAUUCACGGUUUCAACAAGACUGUCACCUACUCGCGGCCAAUUUAUUUUUGUCUGUGCUCUUCUUUGCUGCUAGCCGCACAUCACAUGCUACGGAACUACCAGAAAGGAAUAGAAGCAGUCAGCGAUAAGGCCGCUCUGUUCGGAUUCCAAAUUUCCAUCGUUGAGUUUCUCCAAUGUACCCAAAGUAUACUGUCGGUGGUGAUUUUACUGUUUCCGUUUUUGUUCAGCUUGGGAUUAUUUCCGCAAGUCAACACGUUCGCGAUGUACCUGCUGGAACAGAUCGAUAUGCACAUUUUCGGCAGUAACGCAUCGUGCAGCCUACUGUCAUCGUUUCUCUCCGUCCUGCGAUCAAUCCUUGCUUGUACACUGCUGUUUGGACCAGCCUAUGGUGGCCUGUCGGAAACGGGAACCCAGCAUGUUCUGUUUUCUAUGUUUUGUGCAUUUCUGAUAACGGUUUCCUACCAUCUGUCACGAUGUACCAGCGAUUUUACCUACAUUUGGGCAGUCAUCAAAUCGAGCCUUAUCGUGCAUCCCGACUACGAUGACAGUAGCAAAGAAGAUUCGAAAAUGUCCACCGAUUCGGACGAAAAUAAUAAAAUGCCCGCUGAGAGUGACCAUCAACGUUCGACCGACGAGAUACGGAAGGAUUUGGAUGAAGAAGCCAAUCGGGAAUGUACCAAGGAGUUGGAUGAUCCUCUGCCCAAAAAGCUGCAGUCCACGGUAACCGCCAGACUGAAAAACGAUGCCGUAGUUUGUGUAGUGUUGUCAAUCAUCAUCUUUAGUUUGCACUGUAGCACGAUUUUUACGGUCCUUCAACCAGACAUCAACUACGUACUUCAUACGGGGGCAUGUAUUUUGGGUUUCCUCAUUCACUACAUCGUUCCACAACUCAGGAAACAUCUGCCCUGGUUAUGUAUCGCUAAGCCCAUCCUCAAACCGAAGGAGUUUGGUCAGUUCGAAGUGCAGAACCUGUCCAAAAUAAUGUGGUUCGAAACCAUGUAUGUUGGGUUAUGCUUUUUUGAGCGUAACAUACUCUAUCCGUUGAUCUUUCUGAGUGCACUGACGGCGGACUCCGGUGCGAUCGCUCAAAAGUUUGGCCUUACGAUGGGAACGACGCUGGUUGUUGUUAGUGGAUUGAAAUGUGUUCGAAAUGCAUACUCCGAUGUUGGCAGCCAAUACAUAAUACUGAUAUUCACUGUACUAUUCUUCCGGAUAGACUACAAACUUUCCAGUGAAACGUUUUUGAUCGACUACUUUUUUGUUUCGAUUUUAUAUAGGAAAGUUAGUGAAUUUUUACUGAAGUUACAAUUCGUGGUAACUUACAUAGCACCCUGGCAAAUAACUUGGGGUUCAGCAUUCCAUGCUUUCGCACAACCAUUCAGUGUACCGCACUCCGCGAUGUUGUUUCUACAAACUGCCAUUAGUGCUCUACUUUCGACACCAUUAAAUCCAUUUUUAGGAAGUGCCAUAUUUCUCACCUCCUAUGUGCGACCGAUCAAAUUCUGGGAGCGCGAUUACAAUACUCGCCGCAUCGAUCAUUCCAACACUAGGUUAAGCUCGCAGCUGGAACGGGACUUGGGUGCCGACGAUAACAAUCUCAACAGUAUCUUCUACGAACAUCUGACCCGAUCGCUGCAGCACUCGCUGUGCGGUGAUUUGCUGAUGGGUCGUUGGGGAAACGUUAGUCAGGGCGAUUGCUUUGUUCUAGCUUCGGAUUAUCUUAACUGCUUAGUCCACAUCAUCGAGCUAGGCAAUGGGCUCUGUACGUUCCAGAUGCGUGGUCUUGAAUUCCGAGGAACCUACUGCCAACAGCGUGAAGUAGAGGCUAUUUCGGAAGAAAUUGAGGAGAAUAUUGUUUAUUCCGCGCCAGGUUGUUGCUGCUGUACCGUCGGUCAUUUGCCGCGGAUGUUGAGUGCCAAUGCUAUGUUCACAACGCGAUGGCUGGCGUGGCAGGUGAUGGCCUCCAAGUACGUUCUGGAGGGUUACUCGAUAUCGGACAACUCGGCAACGGCUACACUGCAGGUGUUUGAAUUUAGAAAAGUUCUAAUUUCGUACUACGUGAAGAGUAUCAUCUACUAUGUAAUCCGUUCACCGAAGCUUGUCAGCUGGUUACAAUCGCAGGUCAUCGAAGAAGCUUUGGAACAUACGCUCGAUCGGCAGUUUGUCGAUUUGGAUCCGGUAUUCACCCAUAAUCUGGACGACGAUUAUGAUUUCCGUUCGGCCGGAAUAACCCGGGCCAGUUUCUGGAAUGUGUAUGGCGAAUGGAUACAGUUUUGCUGCGAUAAGAAGCGUCAACAAAUGCAGGCUGCCUUAAAUGAAAAGAACACUCCAAAGAAGACACAAGAACCUACGGUGGCGAGCACUGGCGUCGGCGGCAGUGGACCAGCUACUGCUUCGACAUCCACGGCAAAUAAUGGCACUGGGAAAGCAAAUGACGGUACCGCGAGGGAUCAAGGGGAAAGCUCGGAGAAUACUGGGUUGAAGUCAACAACGGAAGGUGAGUCCACUUCGAACGGAGCUACAACGUCCAGUGCGGGAAACAAUUCCAAUGCAGUUUCUGGAAGUUCCAACCAGCAGCUGUUUUUCAAUUCGGGUCGCGAAUCUCUCGUUACUUCGCUGUGCAUGGCGUUAGCUCUGUUAGCCAGACGAACGCUGGCCACCGCAAGUCACAGUUCGUCGUGUGGGGUGGAAUUUUUUCUGCAUGGAUUGCAUGCACUUUUUAAGGGUGAUUUCCGCAUCACUUCCACCAGAGACGAGUGGGUGUUUGCCGAUAUGGAAUUGUUGCACGGUGUCGUGGCGCCGGCCGUACGCAUGUCUCUGAAGCUGCAUCAGGAUCACUUCCUGUGCCCGGAUGAAUACGAUGUGUACGAGGCACUGUUCAAUGCAAUCGACUACCACACCAAAGAGUUGGUUAUUUCACACGAAGCAGAUCCACUGUGGCGAAAUGCCGUGCUGCGGGGGACACCCAAUUUGCUUGCCUUGAGACACGUGAUGGACGACGGAUCGGAUGAGUAUCGGGUUAUAAGACUGAGUAAACGGUUUUUAAGUUUUCGAGUGAUCAAACUGAAUCGUGAAUGCGUACGUGGGUUGUGGGCCGGUCAGCAGCAAGAACUUAUCUACCUCCGGAACCGGAAUCCGGAGCGGGGAAGUAUACAGAAUGCGAAACAAGCACUUCGCAACAUCAUCAAUUCGUCCUGUGAUCAACCGAUUGGCUACCCGAUUUACGUGUCCCCUCUGACGACAUCCUAUGCGGAGACAAAUCCGCAGCUGUGCCGAAUCAUUGGGGGUGAGAUAACGCUGGAGAAAUUGCAGCACAUGAUUGUGAAAUUUUGGAAUCGUGUGAGACAACGUUGCCGCGAGGGUUGCAGCAGCGGAAGUGCAAUAAUUGAUAACGAAAUGGGUGAAUUCCAGGGAGUUUAUCCUACGCCGAACAACACACUUUCGGGCACGGCUGGGACGCUAUCCUAUGGUAGUCAGAAUAUGUCACUUUCGGGUGCCGCUAACCGAGGCAGUCUCGCAAGCAUCAACAAACCAACCAGUUCUACUUUGCUGGCUACUUUUCUGAAUCGCGAACGUGAUUCCGAGCGGGAUACGAUGCGAGAUCGGGCCGGUGUAACGAAACGAUGCAACCUGAGCAGCAGCAGUAAGGACAGAAUUGAUCGUGCUUUGGCGGUUAACAAACGGGAAUCUUUCAAGGAAGCUCUCGCCAGUGGGAGCGGAGUACAUCCGGGAGCCACCGUAGGCACCAGUGCCAGUACUAGUCUGAAGCAGCAGGAAAGUGUUGAGUCGACAUCUGGCAACGCAAAAAGCAAUAAUUCUUCGUCGAUGAAUUUGAGUAUGCCCAACACCUCCGGUCCGGUGCCAGGCCCUUCGGUGAUGUUUACUUUGUCACCACCCGGGGAAAAUUCCUACACCAUCUUCUCCAUGACGGAAGCCGUCAGCAACGAGCAGAACGAGUCCGCCUGCGCGAAGGAAAAGCUUCGGGGGAGUGAAAUCGAUGAACAGCAGUUCCAUUCGCAGUCACAGUGGAUCAAUGCACCACCGACAAUUGGAUUGAACCGAAAGGUCAUCAUAGUGGACUCUGCUCAGAUUUACGACUGCCUUGACCUGGGACGGCGCAUCGAUGUUAUUUGGCCAAACGAACAGUUUCGAAGUUGCGGGGGUCGAUCUUCCUGGAAGGACUGGCAGCCACAGGAGGGCAUGGUUGGAAACGUCAUCCACUAUUGGCAGCCAAACCAUCCGGAUCAUUAUUUCCGUUCGCACGUUAAUCGAACCAUACUGCUGUUGAAAAUCGGUGAACGCUGUGUACCGAUCGGCGAGAAAGGGGUCAAAGAGUACAACACGGUUGGUUUGGUAACUGGUGGUCAACCGUCCACGUCCACGUCCACAGCGACCAUCGGUGGUUCCGUUAGCCGUCAACCAUCACUCGAAGUGCCAUCUGUCACGGGCUCCAGCUCGGUGGGUGAUUCCGGUAGCAGAACCACUGCUGAUUCGAACGCGACACCCGACCACGAUGCAAUGCAGCUUGAAAACGUGCGCUGUGAAGAGGCUUUCAGUGAAGCACGACGAGAUGCGAACGAGCCGGACCCAACUAUUGUGUAGUAGAUUGUGUUGUUUCGAAAAUUACACUAAUCUUAAGGGUUACGUGUCGUUCAGGAAAGCCCCGGGAAAAAAUUAUAAUAUUCAAGUAAUUUCUCUACUAACUUCUAUCCAUCCUGUGAGGAACAAAAUCAAACACAUUUCCAUACAAUAGAUCGCCUUAUCAUGUUCACAACAAUACGGGAAAAAUACUGUUUAUACAUUGAUUUCGUUUGGAUGCUUCGUUUUCAAUCGGGGGGGAAUAUUUGGGGCUCUGUUUAAUAGUCAAUGUUUGUCUUGUUCUCUGUUUUUAUUUCGUUCAAAAAUGCUACGAAGCAAAAUAUAAAACCAACCAGCUCGCGAUGAUCGUUCGAUUAGUGCGAAAGAUACGAUCUUUAACGAAUGAAAUGUCUUAUGGUAGAUAGUAUGAAUUAUAGUCAGGAAAAAGCCAAUAUAAACAAAAUUGUAAAUUCGGAAUAGCGAAGAACACACAGGUUCGAAAAGUUGAUAGGAAAGGGGAGGGACUUGUUUUAUUUUUGUAUAAAAUAGUUGGUAUUGAUUUUGUAGAGUGGGUUUUAAACUAAAUUAUCUUUUAUCGCAGUAGACAUUAUUUCCAGACAUAGAAUGCGUGAGUGGGAAGGAAUGAAACGAUCGCCGAGUGAAAGUGUUGAAGCGAUAAAAUAAAUACUGCAAAAGAUGAAAAUGUGAUAACUAAAAGUAAGAAAAAAUUUACCUAUUCUAGAUUUAUUAUGAUAAAACUGAACAUGAAAAGAUCGUUAAUUUAUUCAAAACGUAUGUUGCAGUGAAACGAUAACAGAAGUUUAAAAUAUCACACAUCUAGAACGGUUUAACGAUGAAAAAAAGCUAUUACAAAUCACUCGUAGUUAGAAAUUAAUAAUUAAUAAAAAAAGAGGUUAAACAAAACUGUUAUUUAAACCGAAACAUUGCGAUUUGCGCUCUUAUUUAAUGGAGAUCUACUAGAAUAAUUACCGUUUGGAUCGAAUGAUGACUAAUAAGGGAGGAAGCUUUUUUAUUUCGACAAAAUAUAAUUCUUACCGUGUUCUCUCAGUCUUACACAGGAGGCCACCGCGAGAGGAGUGCACUGUUAAUCAUCGUCGCAUGGCAGUUAGCCUGUGAAAUGAGAGUAGGGCUAAUUUAAAAUCGAUUGAGUCUAAACGCGGGUAAACAUUGCGCAAUAAAUUGCAGACUAUUGUUUUUUAAA
Messenger RNA from Malaya genurostris, 9989 nucleotides. RefSeq names its product protein pecanex (gene pcx). Gene Ontology annotation, biological process: endoplasmic reticulum organization. The coding region runs from base 539 to 8791 and encodes 2750 amino acids. The record is from RefSeq and is a predicted model, not a curated record. NCBI's taxonomy places the organism in Eukaryota, Metazoa, Arthropoda, Insecta, Diptera, Culicidae. Gene Ontology annotation, cellular component: membrane; endoplasmic reticulum. The transcript is spliced from 12 exons.